Molecule: messenger RNA, 1799 nt
Organism: Ostrinia furnacalis (Asian corn borer)
Lineage: Eukaryota; Metazoa; Arthropoda; Insecta; Lepidoptera; Crambidae
Gene: dib
Product: Cytochrome P450 302a1, mitochondrial
Exons: 8
Coding region: 114-1781 (555 amino acids)
Molecular function (GO): heme binding; oxidoreductase activity, acting on paired donors, with incorporation or reduction of molecular oxygen; monooxygenase activity
Source: RefSeq, a predicted model, not a curated record
AAAUAAGAAUUUAAAACAAAUCAGCAUAGACUUAUUACAUCACACAAACUAAAUUCAACUUUCGAGAGAGGGAUACGUACGAUCCUACGCAGGUAGGUAUAAAUCUGACCCGAAUGUUUUUUUCAACUUCUUUAGUUUGUUAUGUGCAUAAUUUCCAUCGGACGAUAUCUUGUAAUCUGAGCUCAGUGGCGUAUAACAAUUCGCUUGCGCGUCUCAAACUCAGUGUGUUCUCCACAAAAAUGUACAAAUGUUCGCAAUAUCAAAACCUUGUAAUGUAUUUAAAGUUCAAUAGCAAGACGUUGCUUCUAAAAUCAGUGAGUGAUAACAGUUUGAAGUUCUUAAGUCAAGAAGUGCCGAUUCCUAAAAAAUUUGACGAACUUCCCGGGCCGAAGUGCUAUCCAAUCGUUGGUACUCUGCAUAAGUAUUUGCCUAUUAUAGGCGAUUACGACGCUGAGGCUCUAGAUAAAAAUGCAUGGUUGAACUAUCGUAAAUAUGGCGAUUUGGUGCGGGAGUUCCCGGGAGUGAGGUUGCUCCACGUCUAUGACCCCGACGACAUCGAAAACGUGUUCCGCCAAGAUGACCGGUAUCCCGCAAGGAGGAGCCAUGUCGCCAUGAGAGACUAUCGUCUGAAGAAAACUGACGUUUAUAACACGGGAGGACUUCUUUCCAUGAAUGGUCCAGAGUGGUGGAAACUUCGGAGUACGUUCCAAAAGAAUUUCACUAGCCCCAAAAGUGUCAAAGUUCAUGUCGAGAGCACGGACGGUGUCGUGAAGGAAUUAGUUCAUUGUAUUAAGAAAACUUUUACACCAGGCAAUGACUUUCUACCAUAUCUAAAUAGGCUGAACUUAGAAGUUAUCGGUCUCAUAGCGUUCAAUGAACGUUUCAACAGUUUUUCUGAAGAGGAGCAGGAACCUCAGUCUAGGAGCAGUAGAACUAUAGCAGCAGCGUUUGGAUCUAAUAGUGGCAUUAUGAAACUUGAUAAGGGGUUUCUUUGGAAAUAUUUCAAAACGCCUUUGUACAGACAACUUGAGAAUUCUCAAGAGUAUUUAGAGAAGGUUGCUUUAGAUAUUUUACUAAAUAGAGUUAGUUUUUAUGAAUCAGAGAGCACCUCUGAUAACUCAUUGCUAUGUUCAUUUCUGCAACAGACGAAUGUGGAUUUCAAGGAUAUUGUUGGAAUGAUGGUUGACAUUUUAAUGGCUGCUAUUGAUACGACUUCGUACGCAACGAGUUUUGUACUAUACCACUUGGCACGCAAUGUAGAGGCUCAGGAUAAACUGUUUCAAGAGAUUGUGACUCUACUGCCCACCAAAGAUUGUGGAAUAACGCCUGACAUAAUAUCAAAGGCUGUAUACUUACGCAGCUGUGUAAAAGAAAGUCUAAGAUUAAAUCCAGUGGCGAUUGGAGUCGGCCGGUUGUUACAGAAAGAUAUAAUAUUGAAGGGAUUUUUAAUACCUGCAGGUACGGUAAUAGUUACACAGAACAUGGUGUCUUCACGUCUACCUCAAUAUGUUAAAGAGCCUCUGACAUUCAAGCCCGAACGGUGGAUAAGAGGUUCAUCCGAUUACGAGAAUAUUCAUCCCUUCUUAAGUUUACCAUUUGGAUUUGGUCCUCGUUCCUGUAUUGCUAGGAGAUUGGCUGAGCAAAAUAUGUGUAUUACAUUGAUGCGACUAUUACGAGAAUUUGAACUUAAAUGGACUGGAGGAAACCUAGGUAUUCGUACAUUCCUUAUCAAUAAGCCUGAUAAGCCAGUCUCAUUGACAUUUUUAUCAAGACAACUUUGAAAAAAAGGGAAAUAAAAC